AUGGACUAUAUCGCUAUAGACUCCUACGGGAGUAGACUGCAGAACAAAGAGUUACCUGGAAACCUAAGUGCUAAGCUUCCAAAGGCUUCAUUUCUUUUCCAUUUAUACGACGAAGAACUGAUGAGUUUCUUAGCUCAAUACAAGUUUAUUAUCGCUAUAGAAAACGCUGUUUGCAAAGACUACGUUACAGAGAAGCUCUGGAGGGCUAUAGAGUUGGGUGUAGUUCCAAUCUACUACGGCUCGCCGCUGAUCAGGGACUGGCUGCCGAACAACAAGUCAGCCAUACUGCUGGAGGACUUCCCCACGCCGGAGCUGCUCAGCCAACACCUGCACUACCUCCUGAACAACGACACGGCGUACGAAGAAUACCUCGAGCAUAAGACGUUAGGGCUCAUUUCAAACACGAAUGCAAUCAAAGAAGCAAUAGCUAGGCCUUACCAACUUGACUUAAACAGAGCUUCUGAUAAGUUCGAGUGUUUUAUUUGCGAGAAGCUGCACGAUAAAGAUGGUAAAGUCAAUAUGGUUGCAAAGAAGGAUUUUGACUGUUCUUUGCCGACAUCUGCUCUGACGCUGAAGGUGAAUCCGAAUAGCUCGAUGCUGAUAGAUAUUGAGGAAGCCAAAGUAAAGUUAGAUGAGUUUAUAGAUGAGAUGAAUAAUAGUUCGAAUAAAGAGCCACGGAGCUCAGACACAAGCUUUGUAAGUGCUGAAAUGUUCUUGAGAAUGAUCGCCAUUGAAACCAUACAUGAACAAGACGUUCAGUUGAGUAACUUCCCGGGUAUAUCGUAA
Pectinophora gossypiella (pink bollworm) is the source of this 786-nucleotide messenger RNA. Its product is annotated as alpha-(1,3)-fucosyltransferase B-like. The transcript has a single exon. NCBI's taxonomy places the organism in Eukaryota, Metazoa, Arthropoda, Insecta, Lepidoptera, Gelechiidae. The record is from RefSeq and is a predicted model, not a curated record. Gene Ontology annotation, molecular function: alpha-(1->3)-fucosyltransferase activity. Gene Ontology annotation, cellular component: membrane. Bases 1 to 786 code for a protein of 261 amino acids.